Messenger RNA from Durio zibethinus, 1209 nucleotides. Lineage: Eukaryota; Viridiplantae; Streptophyta; Magnoliopsida; Malvales; Malvaceae. The record is from RefSeq and is a predicted model, not a curated record.
UUUUACUUUUGUUCAAGCUUCUUGUUGACCGUAGGGUUGAAGCAGCAGAUAACGCCACCGCUCUAUUCUCUCUCUUGCAAGCCCCUAACUCUCACUUCAUCAAGUCUCAAUCUUCUCAUUUUUUUUUUCUCUUACGAUUCUUGUUUUUCUUCUAAAAUUUUCUAAUUUUCUUCAACAAUGGGAGCUUCGUUGCCUCCGAAGGAAGCUAACCUCUUCAAACUCAUUGUCAAAUCAUAUGAAACUAAACAGUACAAGAAAGGACUGAAGGCUGCAGAUGCAAUACUGAAAAAGUUUCCUGACCAUGGAGAAACAUUAUCAAUGAAGGGGUUAACCUUAAAUUGCAUGGAUCGGAAAACUGAAGCUUAUGAGCUUGUUCGGCUAGGUGUAAAGAAUGAUGUAAAAAGUCAUGUUUGCUGGCACGUUUAUGGUCUCCUCUAUCGGUCAGAUAGAGAAUACAGGGAGGCUAUCAAAUGCUAUUGCAACGCUUUGAGAAUAGAUCCAGACAACAUUGAAAUACUACGGGACUUGUUACUCUUGCAGGAUUUGUUGAUACAAGACAACAACUUUUGCAUUUGAAACCAAAUCAUCGCGUGAACUGGAUUGGCUUUGCUGUAGCCCACCAUUUAAACUCAAAUUUUAUAUGGAGACAAUGAUGAUGCCAUAUUUUCAUUUGGCUUUAUAUAUGAAUGAAUUGAAGUUGUUGGCACAACAUGGUGCAAAAGCAGUUGAAAUUUUGGAAGCAUUUGAAGGGACAUUAGAAGAUGAUUAUCCACCAGAUAAUGAACGUUGUGAGCAUGGUGAAAUGCUUUUAUAUAAGGUUGAUAAAUUGACUUAUAAAGAACAAGAGGUUUCUCUCCUGGUGAAACUUGGAUGCCUAGAAGAAGGUGCCAAUAUUUACAAGGCUUUACUUACCAUGAACCCUGACAAUUACAGAUAUUAUGAAGGCUUGCAGAAAUGCUUUGGCCUGUAUUCUGAAAAUGCCAAGUAUCCCUCUGAUGAAUUUGAUCGAUUGGAUGCAUUACACAAAUCACUUUCACAAUAGUACACUUGGUCUUGUGCAGUUAAGGUGAUGGAUUUAUGUUGUGCUUCUGUUUUCAUUAGGAAUUUAUGAUGGAUGUUAUCGAUACAUUCUGUUUAUUGCAAAAACUCCCUAGUGGUGGAAUGUGCUAGUCUAAACUGUUUUAUUAUGUCUUAACUGUUAGUCAUAUU